CCAGAGGCUUGGUUCCGGAGUGGCCUGUUAUUAUUCUGAGCAGCACAUGAAAUAACGGUCUCCCUUCAAGUCCAUCAAAAUGGAUAUGUAUGAAGUGCCUGUGCCCAACCAGGAAAUACCCGGAUGUCCACCAGGGUUAGAAUACCUGACUCAGGUGGAUCAGCUCCUCAUCAAACAGAAAGUUGAGCUUGCUGAAGCCCUGAUUGGUUUUGAAAGCAACAACAAGUAUGAGAUCCGUAACAGCAUGGGUCAGGAUGUGUUCUACGCUCUGGAGGAGAACGACUGUCUGACUCGACAGUGCUGCGGUCCCAUGCGCUCCUUCACCAUCCACGUCGUGGACAACAACGGACAGAAGGUCAUCACCAUCACCAGACCGCUGAACUGCACAGCUUGCUGCUGCCCCUGCUGCCUACAAGAGCUGGAGGUGCAGUCUCCCCCUGGGAACACAGUGGGGUACGUUAGACAACAGUGGCACCCGUUCUCCCCCAAAUUCAUCGUGUCGGACGAAAACAACGAGCCUGUGCUGAAGAUCCACGGGCCGUUCUGUGGGUGGAGCUGCCUGCCAGAUGUUGACUUUGAGAUUUUGACGAUGGACGAAGUCACCCAGAUUGGGAAGAUCAGUAAGCAGUGGACAGGACUUCUACGGGAAGUCUUCACAGAUUCAGACAACUUUGGUAUCCAGUUCCCCAUGGACCUGGACGUGAAGAUGAAGGCUACGAUGAUCGGAGCGUGUUUUCUCAUCGACUUCAUGUUCUUUGAAUCGAACAACUAGGAGCCAUACAGGAUAUUCAUGUAAUCAUUUCUGGAAAGCCAUGAUCAGAACAAAACGCCCGAGCAUAGAACAACCUCUGGACCAGAUGUUUUAAAAAAGGGACUACCAAAACGUACCUUAAUGUUGCAGUUUUGCAUGAACAAUGAUUUAAAAAGGUUUGUUUUAGUCUUAGCUGCUCAGGUUGUUUGUGACUAAGCUGCGAGUGCACAGUGCAGUGUUUCUAGGCAAAGCUUCAUUUGUGUUUACAUUACUGUCGCUUAUGUAGGCCUCGAACUACGGUGGCCUACAAGUGCAAACACCAGGUGAAAAACAUUUCCAUUGAGAGAAACGAGCUGAGACCGUAAAGAAUAUUUCGUUACUACUGAAGACACUUGAAUAUUAAGAUACCGUCCUUAUAUCAGUAAAAGGGAACACCAUGCAGGCAAGAGCUGUUACACACGGAGUACUUUAGGAGUGUUUAGCCAAAAAGCACUUGUGUAAUUUGAUCAAAUCAAUAGUCAACAUGUUAAUAUAUAAUGCUCUUAGCUAUAUUGUGCAGUUUCUAGUGUAGAUAAGCUUCUAUUUAUUUAUAUAUUUUGGUCAUGUGUGUGUGCUCUGCUUUAUACGAUUGUAUGUGUGCUAUGAGUGUGUGUAACUGAAGCAUCAUAAGCGUACUAUAAUAUUUGUAAUGCCAUAACAGUUAUGCAUUAUCAUUACUGAACGGAGGGGUUGUGGCUGUGCACCCCGUCUUGUCCACACGAGGGAGCUAGCUUUUCAUUUUAGGAGAAUCCCUGCUUAUGCCAUAAAGUUUUGAUUGGGAAA
Trematomus bernacchii (emerald rockcod) is the source of this 1573-nucleotide messenger RNA. RefSeq names its product phospholipid scramblase 1. Gene Ontology annotation, biological process: plasma membrane phospholipid scrambling. Gene Ontology annotation, molecular function: phospholipid scramblase activity. NCBI's taxonomy places the organism in Eukaryota, Metazoa, Chordata, Actinopteri, Perciformes, Nototheniidae. Gene Ontology annotation, cellular component: plasma membrane. The coding region runs from base 80 to 772 and encodes 230 amino acids. The transcript is spliced from 7 exons. The record is from RefSeq and is a predicted model, not a curated record.